GUACCUGCUUGGCUUUUAGAUCAGUCUACGUUCCAUGCGAUUUGUCGUUCUUGCCUUCGUCUUGACGUCGACCAUCGUCUACUACGCAUAUCUAGGUUAUCUCUUAAACCUACCCAACCUGGGCCGACCGGUGGUAUGGCAGAAAUACUGCGACUCUCAUACCCCAGACGCUACGCUAGAUCCGGUCAAUAUCUUUGUGGGUGUAUUGACCAUGGACACCAAAUUUGAUAGACGACAGAUGAUUCGAGACACCUAUUUAAUGUACAAGCCAGAUAAUGUGAUAUUCAAGUUCGUUCUGGGCCGUCCACGCAAUGACCCUGAAGUCAUAGCCAAGCUUGAAGAGGAGUAUCAUAAAUAUGGCGACCUCAUGUUUCUAGACAUAAAAGAAAACAUGAACGAAGGAAAGACAUACGAAUACUUUCGAUAUAUGGCUGAGACUUAUAACACCACAGGACUCGACUAUGUGUUCAAAGCCGAUGACGAUUCUUACAUUCGGCUGGACCGAUUGGAACUGGACAUGAGGAAUCAGAAACGACAAAUGCUCUACUGGGGCUACUUAGUCGGCGAUACCUUUAUGGGAGGUGAAUGCUAUGGUCUCUCAUUCGACUUGGUACAGUGGGUCAGUACGUCGCAGACAGCUCAGAAAUACAAAUCUGGUCAUGAGGAUUCUCAGGUACAAAAAUGGUUCAAGUGGGCCAGUAUCGAUAGCAGUGUGCAUUAUGCUCCAAGGAACUGUUAUAUAUAUGACGACCCUGAGUCAGACAGCGUCUACGCCAGACCAUUAACCGCCGACGCUCGCACCAUCGUUGUCCAUAAUCUCAAACGAAACGAUAGAUUUAUGGCAAUCCAUCAGCAAUUGCCUUAACCCCGCCUCCGCCCUCCCAUCCAGUUCAGUCCGCGUCUAGCAAAGCUAAAAAAAAUUAUUUUACACCCCCAACCAACCUAUCUUAAUCUUUAAAGCAAAAAAGACAAGAGGUCAAACAACAACAAAUCACUCUGUGGCGAGCAUUCAUAUACCCCCAACCGUUUCCUUCUCUUUUGUUCCCUUUCUUCAGACUCUUUUUUUU
This is a messenger RNA of Umbelopsis ramanniana AG, 1067 nucleotides long. RefSeq lists its product as uncharacterized. The record is from RefSeq and is a predicted model, not a curated record. Gene Ontology annotation, cellular component: membrane. The coding region runs from base 35 to 865 and encodes 276 amino acids. NCBI's taxonomy places the organism in Eukaryota, Fungi, Mucoromycota, Umbelopsidomycetes, Umbelopsidales, Umbelopsidaceae. Gene Ontology annotation, molecular function: hexosyltransferase activity. The transcript has a single exon.